AUGGGUCAUAAGAGAACUGCAGAACAAGCAAAGAGGUCUUUAAAAAGGCCAAGAUCGACGAAGAAGGAGGAGAAACUCAGUAAGGUAAUUUCCGAAACUUCUUUCUCGUCAAAUGAUGAUAACUCUUCUAAGUCAGAUUUAUCAAGCGAGAGUGAUGAUAAUAAUAAUAUUAAUGACGAGAAAGAGAAUAAGGAGAACGAAGAUGCAUCCUCGUCAAAGGAAUCACAUGAAAAUCAGAAGAAAUUAUUGCAGGAAAGGAAAAAGAAUAGGAAGUCGGGUAUUGAGGUUGAACAGAUCAAGCGUUUAUGGGAGAAGUUACGUGUUCGAAACCCCCCUGUUCCAAGCGAUGUUAGAAAGAAGCUAUGUGAUGAAACAUGGAAACUUUGCGAAGGUGUGAUUGGUGAUUUGGUGCUAAAGCAUGAUGCUUCGAGAGUCGUGCAGACAUUGGUUAAAUUUUCCGAUAAAGAGAGAAGAGAUAAAAUUUGCAAGGACUAG
Messenger RNA from Brettanomyces bruxellensis, 495 nucleotides. RefSeq lists its product as uncharacterized. Gene Ontology annotation, cellular component: nucleolus. NCBI's taxonomy places the organism in Eukaryota, Fungi, Ascomycota, Pichiomycetes, Pichiales, Pichiaceae. Gene Ontology annotation, molecular function: mRNA binding. Bases 1 to 495 code for a protein of 164 amino acids. The record is from RefSeq and is a predicted model, not a curated record. Gene Ontology annotation, biological process: regulation of translation. The transcript has a single exon.